GUGUGUAUUUUUCAGCAACAACAAUGCAGGACAAAGACUGGACAUGUAAAAAAUGUACCUUAGUGAACACACCAACCAUGUUAGCGUGUGUGGCUUGUGGUGGAUCUAAACUGCGCAGUAUUUCUAGUAUAGAGGAAACGACGCUUAAAAAAGGAGAAUUUUGGUCUUGCGUUAAAUGCACAUUAAAAAAUUCAUUAUCUGACAACAUAUGUGGAGCAUGCAAAUCUCCUAGGAACGUAACAAAUCCAGGUCAAACGCAAAAUCAUCUAGCAAUUCCGAAUGUCGCAAGAUUGUCCCGUUGCCCCUCACCCAAGGCAGACAAGGCAACUAAUUCAGGAGCCGUACCAAAGCGACAUAGUACAGGUAGUUUAAUGGCUAAAACAUGUAUUUAUAGUGCAGAAGCUGAUAAGAACCGGUCAAACGAGAAAACCUGGCAAUGUCCAGCUUGUACAUUCGAAAAUAGAUCUGCCAGCGUAGUUUGUGAUAUAUGUUCUAGUCAUCGAUUAAUCACCAAGGAUAUUGCGUGUUCAAUCAAUGUAAAUAGUGAUAUUUUAAAGCAUGAGAGCAAACUUAUGGAAAAUUUAAGGCAAAUUGAGGAGUCAGAAGCACUCAGCAAAUGGAUUAAUAUUAUUCAGUAUUGUAAAGAGAACAGCGAGCUAUUCGUGGACGAUUCAUUUCCACCGGCAACAAAAAGUCUGUAUUAUAACCCUUCAUCCAAUGUAGAAGCUAAUCCAGUUGUACAAUGGUUGCGACCUCACGAAAUCAGUUGUGACGGAGGCAAUUUUCCUCCAUGGGCUGUUUUUCGAACGCCUCUCCCUUCGGACAUUUGCCAAGGCGUAUUGGGAAAUUGCUGGCUACUGAGUGCUUUGGCCGUGCUCGCUGAAAGAGAAGAUUUGGUACGCGAAGUUUUAGUAACCAAGGAUAUGUGUCCACAAGGGGCGUAUCAAGUACGGCUUUGCAAGGAUGGCAAAUGGAAAACGGUUCUAGUAGAUGACCUAUUACCAUGUGAUAAGAAGGGACAUUUAGUGUACUCUCAAGCAAAGCGGAAACAACUGUGGGUUCCUAUUAUUGAAAAAGCAGUCGCUAAAAUUCACGGCUGCUACGAAGCCCUUGUAUCCGGCAGAGCAAUUGAAGGUUUAGCAACACUGACCGGCGCUCCAUGCGAAAGUAUACCUCUCCAGCCUAGUUCCAUUCCACUACCCAGUGAAGAUGAUCUCGACAGGGACUUGAUAUGGGCUCAAUUACUAAGUUCAAGACUAGUGAAAUUUUUGAUGGGGGCCAGCUGUGGUGGUGGAAAUAUGAAAGUAGAUGAAGAUGAAUAUCAAAGAAAAGGACUUAGACCACGCCAUGCAUACUCAGUGUUGGAUGUUAGAGAUAUUCAAGGAAACCGUCUACUCAAGCUACGCAACCCUUGGGGUCAUUACUCAUGGCAAGGUGACUGGUCCGAUGAUUCUACUCUAUGGACUGACGAGUUACGUGAUAUUCUCAUGCCACAUGGAGGAUCUGAAGGUGUUUUCUGGAUUUCAUUCGAGGAUGUGCUCAAAUAUUUCGACUGCAUCGACAUAUGUAAAGUACGCAGUAACUGGAAUGAAGUACGGUUACUAGGAACCUUACAACCACUCUGUGCAUUGUCGUGUGUUCUUCUGACAGUUUUGGAACCAACUGAAGCAGAAUUCACUUUAUUCCAAGAAGGUCAAAGAAAUUCUGAAAAAUCCCAAAGGUCCCAACUUGAUCUCUGCGUAGUAGUUUUCAGAACUCGAAAUCCAGCAAAACCUGAAGUAGGAAGACUGGUAGAGCAUAGUAAAAGACAGGUUCGCGGUUUUGUAGGGUGCCAUAAGAUGCUGGAAAGAGAUCUCUAUCUUCUAGUGUGUCUUGCAUUCAAUCAUUGGCAUACUGGUAUCGAGGAUCCCUCGUUGUAUCCCCAAUGCGUUUUAGCAAUCCAUAGCUCAAAAAAGUUAUUAGUUGAACAGAUAACUCCUCCGCCGUAUCUCCUGGCCGAUGCCAUAAUUAGCCUUACGUUAACCAAAGGCCAGAGACACGAGGGUCGCGAAGGCAUGACAGCCUAUUAUCUCACGAAGGGUUGGGCAGGUCUGGUCGUAAUGGUAGAAAAUAGGCACGAAAACAAAUGGAUUCACGUGAAAUGUGACUGCCAAGAAAGCUACAAUGUAGUUUCAACUAGAGGUGAACUAAAAACGAUUGACUCGGUUCCUCCUUUGCAACGACAGGUAAUAAUAGUUCUCACACAGCUGGAGGGUAGUGGAGGUUUCAGCAUCGCUCACCGUUUAACACACAGACUGGCAAAUUCGAGCGGCUUGCACGACUGGGGCCCACCAUCGGCUACUCAUUGUCCUCCGAUUGACAACGUGUAUGAUCUGCACUCUCCACGUUUAAUAACAUAAACACCGAGUUCCACAUCAUCUAUACCAUGAACGCAGAGCCGAUCAAUAAUAAAUAUUUCAGACAACUUUAAAAAGCAA
This is a messenger RNA of Ochlerotatus camptorhynchus, 2477 nucleotides long. It is a transcript of the gene sol, whose product is annotated as small optic lobes. Gene Ontology annotation, cellular component: cytoplasm. The coding region runs from base 24 to 2399 and encodes 791 amino acids. The record is from RefSeq and is a predicted model, not a curated record. The transcript has 8 exons. Lineage: Eukaryota; Metazoa; Arthropoda; Insecta; Diptera; Culicidae. Gene Ontology annotation, biological process: proteolysis. Gene Ontology annotation, molecular function: calcium-dependent cysteine-type endopeptidase activity.